This is a messenger RNA of Sycon ciliatum, 1508 nucleotides long. RefSeq names its product histone chaperone asf1a-A-like. The transcript is spliced from 4 exons. Gene Ontology annotation, biological process: DNA replication-dependent chromatin assembly. Lineage: Eukaryota; Metazoa; Porifera; Calcarea; Leucosolenida; Sycettidae. Gene Ontology annotation, cellular component: nucleus; chromatin. The record is from RefSeq and is a predicted model, not a curated record. Gene Ontology annotation, molecular function: histone binding. The coding region runs from base 165 to 743 and encodes 192 amino acids.
UUUUCCUUUCUGUGAUAGGAUCACAUUCGAUAUUCACAACGUGUGUUCAUUCUGCUUGCUCUUUUUGGUUGAAGGUCAGGCACGAUCUCGAGUAAGAAGUUAUAUGUAGCAAUUUCAACUGACUGCCUGUGCUCUGCGAGAAAACAGCACUUGAACCCCAGAACAUGGCUAAAGUGCAGGUCACCAAUGUGAUGGUUUUGGAUAACCCGUCACCCUUUCUCAACCCGUUCCAAUUCCAGAUAACUUUCGAGAGCAUAGAAAACCUGGAUGACGAUCUUGAGUGGAAAAUUAUUUAUGUCGGAUCAGCAGAGAGCGAGGAUCAAGAUCAAGUUCUAGAUUCCGUGCUGGUCGGGCCCAUUACAGCUGGCCAGCACAUGUUUGUCUUUCAGGCGAACGCACCGAACCCGGAGUUGAUCCCAUCGGCCGACCUGCUUGGCGUGACGGUAGUCUUGUUGACCUGCUCAUUCCGCCACAAGGAGUUUGUGCGAGUCGGCUACUAUCUGAAUAACGAAUACUUAGACCCGGAGAUGCGUGAGAAUCCGCCGGCCGCAGUCAACGUGCAGGAGAUCCAAAGGAAUAUUCUGACAUCUAAUCCACGUGUGACGCGGUUCAAGAUCAACUGGGAUGAACAGCCCUGCAAGGCGGCAGCAGGAGCCUGCGGUGGAAAUGGAAAUGGAAAUGGAUGCGGCAUGCCUGUGGUUGUGAGUGAUGAGCAACUGCUAAACGGUGAAGAUACCAGAUAAGCCGUGUGGGAAAGAUUCUCCUGGCGGUCGGACUUUGGUCAGUUUAUCACUGUCCUGCUGGCCUGCAUUAUUGCAAAGCUCUUCUCCUUUGCUUGCUGCCGCUUCGUUUUCGUAACACGGUAUUUGGUACUUAGUGCUGUUGCCUGCAUGCGCUGCACUGCUCAACACCACUCCGUAUAGCUGUACAUAUCGGCUGCUCGCUGCGGCUUGGGUCUGCAGACCGUGGCACUCCGCCACCCCGCAGUACCGGUUCUGUGCCCCCUGUUGUCGCUGCCGCCGCCCGCUCAUCUCCAAACAGUCCAAGCCCACGCGCUGUCUGCUAGUCCUGAUUAGUCCGGAUGGUCUGCACUGAAGGCGGACACGUCACUGAACACGUAUUACUCUGUGAAUAGUUCUGUACAGUAUCAUGAAACAUAUCCUAAAACAUAAGCGAUGCUAAAACAUUAAACCUUGACGACUCACGAAAACUCACCAUACUUGAACAUCAAGCAUCAGGUCAUCAUUGUUUUGUUUUUUAAAUGACCCCUUUCUUUAUCUAUGUGUCCUCUCUCCCAAUCUUGUCUUCGUUUCACUUCUUCUAGUCCUAGUGGCAGUGGCUGUUUUAGUUUUAUAUUCUCCCAGCUUAGCUUGGGCUCGGUAUGCACGGCGAUAAUGAUGGUUCUUCUUUGAUCCUUGACGUUUUUUAAUAGUGAAUGCUGGAAAGCUAGUAUAUUUUCAUUGUUCUACAUCACAUGUGUUUGAUGAAGACGAGUCCGGUGCCAGGGA